This is a messenger RNA of Calypte anna (Anna's hummingbird), 1622 nucleotides long. RefSeq names its product nuclear pore complex protein DDB_G0274915-like. The record is from RefSeq and is a predicted model, not a curated record. The transcript has a single exon. The coding region runs from base 21 to 1601 and encodes 526 amino acids. Lineage: Eukaryota; Metazoa; Chordata; Aves; Apodiformes; Trochilidae.
AGCACAUCCUUGGGGACCCCAUGGUUCCCAACAUGGUCAGUGCAUCUUUUGGGACCCCUAUGGUCUCCAACCCAGCCAGCACAUCCUUUGGGACCCCCUCAGCCCCCAACCCAUCCAGUACUUGCUUUGGGAUGCCCUCAGUCCCCAACCCAGCCAGCACAUCCUCUGCCAGUCCCUUGGUCUCCACUCCAGCCAGCACAUCCUUUGGGAUCCCCACAGUCCCCAACAUGACCAACUCAUCUUUUGGCUACUCAUUAGCACCCAGCCUGACCAACACAUUAUUUGGGGCUCCCUUGGUCUCUAACACCAGCAACAAGUCUUUUGGGACUCCCUUGAUCCCCUACCCUUCCAGCACAUCCUUUGGGACUUCCUUGGUCUCCAGUCCAUACAGCACAUCUUUUGGAACCUCUUCGGUCCCCAAUCCAUCCAGCACAUCCUUUGGGACCCCCUUGGCCCCAAAUCCAUCCAGUGCAUCCUUUGGGACCCCCUUGGCCCCAAAUCCAUCCAGCACAUCAUUUGGGACCCCCUUGGCCCCAAAUCCAUCCAGCACAUCCUUGGGGAUCCCCUUUGCUCCAAAUCCAUCCAGCACAUCCUUUGGGCCCCCCUUGGCUCCAAAUCCAUCCAGCACAUCCUUUGGGAUCCCCUUUGCUCCACAUCCAUCCAGCACAUCCUUUGGGCCCCCCUUGGCCCCAAAUCCAUCCAGCACAACCUUUGGGAGCCCCUUGGCCCCAAAUCCAUCCAGUGCAUCCUUUGGGAGCCCCUUGGCCCCAAAUCCAUCCAGCACAACCUUUGGGACCCCCUUGGCUCCAAAUCCAUCCAGCACAUCCUUUGGGAGCCCCUUGGCCCCAAAUCCAUCCAGCACAUCCUUUGGGACCCCCUUGGCCCCAUAUCCAUCCAGUGCAUCCUUUGGGACCCCCUUGGCCCCAAAUCCAUCCAGCACAUCCUUUGGGAGCCCCUUGGCCCCAUAUCCAUCCAGUGCAUCCUUUGGGACCCCCUUGGCCCCAAAUCCAUCCAGUGCAUCCUUUGGGACCCCCUUGGCCCCAAAUCCAUCCAGCACAUCCUUUGGGACUCCCUUGAUCCCCAUUGCAUCCAGUGCAUCCUUUGAAACUCCCUUUAUCCCUCACCCAGCCAAUGCAUCCUUUGGAACCCCUUUGGCUCCCAAUCAAUCCAGUGCAUCCUUUGGAACCCCUCUGGCCCCUAAUCAACCUAAUGUAUCCUUUGGGACCCCCUCAAUCCCCUACCCAGCCAGUGCAUCCUUUGGGACCCCCCUAGUCCCUUAUCCAUCCAGCUCAUCAUUUGGGAUCCCCAUGCCCCCCAACCCAACCAUCACAUCCUUUGGGACCCCCCUGGUCACCAACCCAGUCCCUGCUUCCCUGGGGCAUCCAUCAGCCUCCAACGUGGCCAGCUCAUCCUUUGGAUCCCCUUUGGCCCCCAACCUGGCCAGUCUUCCACUGGGGACCGGAGUGUGUCCCCCAGCCAGCAGGGAACCACCCUGGAGCAAACCCAGCCCUGACUCCCCCCUGUCCCGGCCCGCUGAGGGUCUGGUUCCGCUGCCCCCAGCCCAGCCCAGCCUCGCCCGGAGGACGCUCCCCAUUUCCUAAGGAGGACUGAUGGUGCCUCAC